AUGAGCUCCUCAGAUCCCAUCGUCGCGUCGUAUGACGUGUUUCUCACAGACUCGCAAAUCGCACGAUAUGUUCUUCAAUACCCUGACCGCGAGCUUAACAAUGAUAAACCUUACGAAGAUCAAAACAGACCCAAACCCACUGGUCUCCGACUCAAGCCCAAAACGGGCCUGGUCGAAGUCGAAGUGCCUAUCAACACCUCAUCUGAUGUUUACGAUGUGAAUAAAGGGCUGAAGUACGGAGAAGCGAUGAAGCAGAGCCGUGUACUGAGAGAAGGAGGCGCUUUUGGACUCGCAGGCGGGUUUAAUUCGCAGAGCGGCGCUGCUGCAGCGGCUAGUCGCGUGAAGAUGGAGGGCGACAAUGGAAUGCAGGAUGUGAAGAGUUCGAAAACCCAAACGAUCCUACGAAAUCAGACUCUUGCGGGCAGAAUAAAGGAGCCUGAAGAUGGCGAACCCGUUUAUAUGCUUGGAGCUUUUAGAGGAUCCAAUUUCUUUCUUUCCCCGGUGACAGCAGUAGUACAACUACGCCCCCAGCUACAUCAUCUUGAUGCAUCCGAAGAGGUGUCCAGAGCACGAAUUACGCGUGGGAAAAAGGACCUCGAAGAGGACGGCGCAGUCAGGGAAGCCGAAGCCAGAGCCGUCGAUGUCAAGGUCAAAUCGGCAGAAGCUGGCGAAGCUGCUCCGCCGGGUAAUAUGGAGUUAUUAAAGAAGAUACAGGACGAGAAAUGGGAAUCAUAUGAGUGGCUAGAUUCAGAGACCGAAGAAGCGUGGGUUACGUAUGAGAAUUAUAUGAUUCAUCAGAAUCCAGAAGAACUUCCCCAACUGCAAACUGCCCUUGACGGUGAAGGCUAUCUGGAUGUGAUGAGUGCGCCUCGAGUCGAUCCUGCACGUCCCGAGAUGACCGGAUGGGCGAUGAAACAGAACAGAAGGAAGCAAAGAACCAGAGAUAGUUAA
Molecule: messenger RNA, 951 nt
Organism: Talaromyces atroroseus
Lineage: Eukaryota; Fungi; Ascomycota; Eurotiomycetes; Eurotiales; Trichocomaceae
Exons: 3
Coding region: 1-951 (316 amino acids)
Biological process (GO): DNA-templated transcription
Cellular component (GO): RNA polymerase III complex; nucleus
Source: RefSeq, a predicted model, not a curated record